AUGGCGUCUAUCUCUAUCAGUGGAACGAACUCUGGAGUUCAAAUCGGACAAAAUAGUGGCCAUAUCACUGCACAGUUUCACCCCCCAACUGAGCAACUUGAAAAAUCAGCAAACCUAGCCUGCCUACGGGAUUUGCAGACGACUAAUCCUCGUCAUGACAAGUAUCGUAUCGAGACGGACAAAGGUGGACUACUCAAAGAUGCAUAUACUUGGAUCCUCGACCAUGCUGAUUUCAUACGAUGGCGCUAUCAGAAACACAGUCAACUGCUGUGGAUUAAAGGGGACCCUGGGAAGGGUAAAACAAUGCUCUUGUGUGGAAUCAUCGACGAGCUCACGAAGUCCGCUCCUGACACGCACGCUGUCUCCUUCUUUUUCUGUCAGGCCACCGACGUGCGGAUCAACCACGCGACUUCGGUCCUUCGAGGCCUUAUAUCUAUGAUGGUCGACCAGCAGCCAAUCCUCAUCUCCCAUGUACGGAAACAGUAUGACAAGGCUGGGAAGCAGGUCUUUGAAGAUGUUAAUGCGUGGGAAGCUUUGUCGGAAAUCCUUGCUAGUAUCCUCGAGGAUCCACUAUUACGGACAACCUAUUUAAUCAUCGACGCUCUCGACGAAUGCACUAUGGGUUUAUAUCGACUUCUUGAAUUUGUCGCCCAGAAAUCAUCGGCAUACCCACAUAUCAAAUGGAUUGUCUCGAGCCGCAAUUGGCCAACUAUCGAAGAGACACUUGAUACGCUUUCACAGAAGACAAAGCUAUGUUUGGAAUUGAACGAGACAUCCGUCGCUAAGGCUGUCGCUAUCUUCAUUAAUUACAAGGUUCAGAAGUUGGCUGAAAAGAAGAAAUAUAACAAUGAAAAUCGUGAUGCUGUGUUCCAACAUUUGUCGUCCAACGCACAUGGUACCUUCCUCUGGGUGGCCUUGGUUUGCAAGGAGCUUACUCAUGUCUCGAAGAGACACGUUCGAAAGAAAUUACAAGAUUUCCCUUCUGGUCUUGACGAGCUUUACAAGCGAAUGUUGAACCAAAUCCGCGGACUGGAUGAUGCUGAACUCUGCAAGUCUCUUCUUGGAGUCAUGACGACCGUUUACCGCCCUAUCACGUUUGACGAAUUAAUGUCUUGUAUCGAUUUACCGGAAGACGUUGCACACGAUUAUGCAGAAGACUAUGAGUCUCUAGAAGAAAUCAUAGGGCUUUGUGGCUCUUUCCUAACAAUCCGAGGACGCACGAUCUCUCUAGUUCACGAGUCAGCCAAGGACUUUCUCCUUCAAGAAGCAGAGAUUUUUCCCGGCGGAGAAGACAUUACCCUUGAGGGUCAUAAGGACAGGGUCAACUCGGUUGUCUUUUCCCAUGAUUCCCAUCUCCUCGCCUCCGCUUCAGCUGAUCGCACUAUCAAGCUGUGGGAUACCAGUAACGGCCGAUGCCUACAGACAUUCCAGGGCCAUAGCGAAAUGGUCAACACGGCUACCUUCUCCCAUGAUUCUCGGCUCGUUGCCUCGGCUUCAUGGGAUCGCACCGUUAAGGUAUGGGAUGUCAGCAGUGGGCAAUGCCUACAGACCUUCCAGGGCCAUAACGACAUAGUCGAGUCAGCCGCCUUCUCCCACGAUUCCAAGCUCCUCGCCUCAGCUUCAAGCGAUCGCACUAUCAAGAUAUGGGAUACCAACAGCAGCCAAUGCCUACAGACCCUCGACGGUCAUAGCGACACGGUCAGCUCUACCUUUUUCUCCAAUGAUUCCAAGCUCCUCGUCUCGGCUUCUCUAGAUCGCACUGUCAAGGUGUGGGAUAGGAGCAGCGGUAAAUGCCUACAGACUCUCGACGGUCAUAGCAACUUAGUCCACUGGGCCAUCUUCUCUCAUAAUUCCACGCUCCUCGCCUCAGCCUCAUACGAUCGCACCGUCAAGGUAUGGGAUGCCGAUAGCGGGCAGUGUCUACAGACCUUAGACGGCCAUAACGACAUGGUCAGCUCGACAGCUUUCUCCCAUGACUCUCAGCUCCUCGCGUCGUCCUCGUGGGAUCGCACGAUUAAGGUGUGGGAUACGGCCAGAGGCCAGUGCAUACAGACUCUCGAGGGCCAUAGGGAAGGAGUCAAAUCGGUCGUCUUCUCCCAUGAAUCCAAGCUUCUCGCCUCAGCUUCCUGGGAUCGCACUAUCAAGGUGUGGGACGUCUGUAGCAGCGGGUGCCGAGGGACUCUCGACUGUCAUAGUGAUCUUAUCAACUCAAUCGUCUUCUCCCACGAUUCCAAGCUCCUUGCCUCGUCUUCAUGGGAUCGCACUACAAAGAUAUGGGAUGUCAGCAACGGGGUUUGUCUACAGACCCUCGAGGGCCAUAGCGACAUGGUCAGCUCGGCUAUCUUCUCACAUGAUUCCAAGCACCUCGUCUCGGCCUCAGACGAUCGCACUAUCAAGGUGUGGGAUACCAGCAGCGGUCAGUGCCUACAGACCCUAGAGGGCCAUAGGGAAGGAGUCAAAUCAGUCGCCUUCUCUCGCAAUUCCAAAAUCCUCGCCUCCUCUUCAUGGGAUAGCACCAUCAAGCUAUGGGAUACUGGCAGCGGCUAUUGCUUACAGACCUUUAAGGGCCAUAACUAUAUAGCCAGUUCGGCUCUCUACUCACAUGAUUCCAAGCUGUUCGCCUUAGCCUCAGACGAUCGCACCAUCAACGUGUGGGAUAUUAGCAGCGGUCAAUGCAUACAGACCUUCCAGGGCCAUAGCGACGUCGUCAACUCAGCAAUUUUCUCUCAUAAUUCCAAGCUCCUCGCCUCAGCUUCAAGAGACCGCACCGUGAAGGUGUGGGAUGCCAACAGCGGGUUGUGCCUACAAACCCUCAAAGGUCACAGUGACCUAGUCCGCUCGACCGUUUUCUCACGUGAAUCCAAGUUCCUCGCGUCAUCUUCCCAGGAUCGCACCAUCAAGGUCUGGGAUGUUGUCAACGGCCAGUGCCUACAGACUCUUAACGUUGGAAUAACCAGCUCUGUGAGAUUAUUCGACAUUACGAACUCAUACCUUGAAACUACAUGGAUCCGGGAGCCGCGCGAUAUGAGGGUUUCUGUAUAA
Penicillium daleae is the source of this 3042-nucleotide messenger RNA. RefSeq lists its product as uncharacterized. The transcript is spliced from 4 exons. The coding region runs from base 1 to 3042 and encodes 1013 amino acids. Lineage: Eukaryota; Fungi; Ascomycota; Eurotiomycetes; Eurotiales; Aspergillaceae. Gene Ontology annotation, biological process: negative regulation of transcription by RNA polymerase II. Gene Ontology annotation, molecular function: protein binding. The record is from RefSeq and is a predicted model, not a curated record. Gene Ontology annotation, cellular component: transcription repressor complex; nucleus.